Messenger RNA from Lolium perenne, 1955 nucleotides. NCBI's taxonomy places the organism in Eukaryota, Viridiplantae, Streptophyta, Magnoliopsida, Poales, Poaceae. The record is from RefSeq and is a predicted model, not a curated record.
CCCCAUUUGAUUCGCCCCAUAUAACACCACACUACCACCUAGCUAGCGAGCUAACUUCCUCUCUCACACACACACCCUCUCUCUCUGACACUCUCAUAGACAGAAGUGCAGAGAGCAAGUUGUUAUCUGCUAGCCAGCGAGAGAGAGAGAGUAUGGUCAUGGAGGUGGAGGUGGCCAUGGUGAUGAAGGUGUUGCUGAGCCUAUGCUGCGUGGGGGCGUGCUGCCUCGCGCUCUACCUCUACUACAACGUCUGGGUGGUGCCGCAGCGGCUCCUCACGGGGUUCAGGAGGCAGGGCAUCGGCGGGACGCGCCCGUCCUUCCCUUACGGCAACCUCGCCGACAUGAGAGAGGCCGUCGCCGCCGCAAAGUUGGCUCGCCAAGACGGCCGUGGCGGCGGAGGCAUAGUCCACGACUACCGCCCAGCCGUGCUGCCCUUCUACGAGAAAUGGAGAAAAGAGCACGGUCCAGUGUUCACUUACUCCAUGGGCAACGUCGUGUUCCUUCACGUGAGCCGGCCGGACGUGGUCCGGGACAUCAACCUCUGCGUCUCCCUGGACCUCGGCAAGAGCUCCUACCUCAAGGCCACGCACGAGCCCCUGUUUGGCCGGGGCAUCCUCAAAUCCAACGGCGAGGCAUGGGCCCACCAGAGGAAGAUCAUUGCACCCGAGUUCUUCCUCGACAAGGUCAAGGGAAUGAUGGAUCUGAUGGUAGAUUCCGCCCAAACACUGCUCGAGUCAUGGGAAGAGAGGGUCGACAAAAAUGGUGGGACUGUAGACAUCAAGAUUGACGAUGACAUAAGAGCCUACUCUGCAGAUGUCAUCUCCAGGACAUGCUUUGGAAGCAGCUACAUCAAAGGAAAGAAAAUCUUUCUAAAGCUCAGAGAACUUCAGAAGGCCGUGUCCAGGCCCAAUGCACUUGCUGAAAUGACUGGCCUAAGGUUCUUUCCUACAAAGAAGAACAGGAAGGCAUGGGAGCUUCACAAACAAGUGCACGAGCUGAUACUAGAAAUCGUGAAGGAAAGCGGAGAAGACAAGAACUUACUGCGCGCAAUUCUUCACAGUGCAAGCAGCAGCAAGGUGGGCCUCGGCGAGGCAGAGAACUUUAUAGUGGACAACUGCAAGAGCAUAUAUUUUGCAGGAUACGAGAGCACAGCUGUGACAGCUGCCUGGUGUCUAAUGCUCCUUGGACUGCACCCAGAAUGGCAGGACCGGGUGCGAGAAGAAGUAAUGGAGGUCUGUGGGGGUCGUCCUGUAGACUCCCAAUCACUUCAGAAAAUGAAGAAUCUCACAAUGGUAAUUCAGGAAACUCUGCGGUUGUACCCAGCAGGUGCCUUUGUAUCGAGGAUGGCCCUUCAGGAGCUGAACCUGGGGGGUGUACACAUACCAAAAGGUGUCAACAUCUACAUCCCUGUCUCCACAAUGCACCUUGAUACCAAGCUUUGGGGCAUUGAUGCCAAAGAGUUCAACCCGGCACGCUUCUCCGAUGCUCGACCUCAGCUACACUCUUACUUACCAUUUGGCGCUGGCGCUCGGACCUGCCUUGGCCAGGGGUUCGCUACAGCAGAGCUCAAGAUACUGAUAUCUCUCAUCAUCUCCAAGUUUGCACUGAAGCUCUCGCCUCGCUAUGAGCAUUCUCCAACACUCAAACUCAUUGUGGAGCCAGAGUUUGGUGUCGAUCUCACCUUGACGAAAGUGCAAAGUGCCUGUAAACACUAAGAGGGGCAUUGGGGUUUGGUUGUAAUAAUGUUAGUGCCCACGCUUUGUGAUGGGAAGGGAAUUGUAGUACAGUGAAAGCAGCUGGAGAAAAAUGUACAUAUACAGGUCCAUAUUGUUCAGGUUUGAUCUUUCUAGUGUGUAUGUAAAGGUUCAGCUCAAAUAGGCUGAAUUAGAGGGGAUGUGCCAGAUGAGUGAAUGUUUGAGUCAACAUCUAUAUAAAAACAGUUGCAGUUGUUAUGA